AUGCGCUACUGCGAGGUGCUGCUGCUGCUGCUACUGUUGGUGGGCAUCGUGCCCACCCAAUGCUUCGACAACAACCCGUUGGAUCCAGCCCUGAACUGGUACAUGCCGUAUGAUCUCCUACAGAUCAACAUGCCGGCUGCUGACACCGGCACAGCAUAUGGCUUGGCCAUGAAUGAUCUGCUGUCCAGGGUGAUGGCCGGGAGCACCAACGACGUGUACGGGAGACAUGUCCUGGCGCAACAGAGGAUCAACCAUAAGCCUUACCGCUGGCUGAUGCUCGACCUCAUCGGCCGGGCGGACGACAGGACCAUGAUCGCCGUGAGGCAGGACAACAUCUACAUCUCCGCCUUCACGGACAAAGCUGGGACAUGGUACGUGUUCAAGAACGUUGCUGCCCUCAAUCUCGUUCCAGGGGCGACCACUCUAUCGUUCGACGAUGACUACGAUGGCCUCGUCGGGUCGGGCGGCUACAAGGCACUGGGCUCCCUCGUGCUGGGCCACGAGCCGACGCUGCAGGCCUUGGGCCAGCUCGCUGGCUACAAGCCCGCGCCGAGCGGCGACUUGGGCGGCCUCCCUCGCGCCGUCGCCGUGCUGGUGGUGACGCUCACCGAGGCGGCGCGCUUCAGGGGGAUCGCGACACAGAUCACCACCAACUGGAGUCAGGACUCGCCCUCGAACAACGACGUGUGGGAGGGGAGCAAAGAAGCCACCAAACUAGGCGACCCUAACGACGGCAUCGGGAUCCACACCAAGAAGCAGGCGAUUGAUGCUGUUCUCGUCGUGCUCUGGCCAUGGAAGCAGAAGUGCAGCAAGAAAGUUACGUGGCUCGUCUAG
Molecule: messenger RNA, 834 nt
Organism: Triticum dicoccoides
Lineage: Eukaryota; Viridiplantae; Streptophyta; Magnoliopsida; Poales; Poaceae
Exons: 3
Coding region: 1-834 (277 amino acids)
Biological process (GO): negative regulation of translation
Molecular function (GO): rRNA N-glycosylase activity
Source: RefSeq, a predicted model, not a curated record